UUCACACUUUGAGAAUAUAAAAAAAAAACCGAACCCACUCUAUUGAGUUGAGUCUUUUGAUAAUGUCGUCGGCGUCGACGGGAAGCAGCAGCAGCAGCAAAAUCCGGCGCAUUGUGCGCGUGCGGCAAAUGCUUCUCCGGUGGCGGAGGAAGGUGGCGGUGGACGUUCCGGCGGGACACGUGGCAGUGUGCGUGGGGCCCAGCAGGAGGAGGUUCAUCGUGCGCGCGACGCACCUGAACCACCCGAUUUUCAAGAUGCUUCUUGUGAAGGCCGAAGAGGAAUACGGUUUCUGCAACCACGGUCCUCUCGCUAUUCCCUGCGACGAGUCUCUCUUCGAACACCUUCUUCGGGUGGUGGCCCGACCCGUACCCCUACCCGGUUUCUCCUCGCUCGAGGAUUUUCAGACACGCUGCCACGUGGACUUUGUAGGAGGAGAAUCGUGGCCGUUGCUUCGUGACGAGCCAAUUUGCUGAAAAUGCAAUACAAUAAUCGUUAAUCACUAACUACUUUUUUUGGGCUUGUAUUUUUUACCCUAAUUAUUGAUUUUUUUUAGUUAUUAGGGGAAUGAUGAAAAGAAGGCGAAGUCGAGCGGGGUGAAUUGGAUUAGAUCCAAUGUUGUCUAUUAAUUGUAUUUGUAAUUUGUAAAAUAUGCAAAUUACUUGGCUCCAUUUUAGAGCAAGGUUACAACUUACAAGAUGUGUGUUCUUCCUUUU
Molecule: messenger RNA, 713 nt
Organism: Glycine soja
Lineage: Eukaryota; Viridiplantae; Streptophyta; Magnoliopsida; Fabales; Fabaceae
Product: auxin-induced protein 10A5-like
Exons: 1
Coding region: 63-473 (136 amino acids)
Biological process (GO): response to auxin
Source: RefSeq, a predicted model, not a curated record